AUGGCGACCCGAUUCAAGUUAAACACCGGAGCAGAAAUUCCUGCCAUUGGCUUUGGAACCUGGCAAGACGCAGAGGAACAGGAAGCCGCGGUGAUUGAAGCCAUAAAAGCUGGCUAUCGCCACAUUGAUACAGCAAGGGUGUAUGGCACAGAGAAAGCUGUUGGCGAGGCUAUUAAGAAGAGCAGUGUCCCUCGGAAAGAUCUUUUCAUCACGACAAAACUCUGGAGUAACAAACAUCACCCGGAUGACGUAGAAACAGCGUUGCAACAGUCUCUCGAUGACCUGGGACUGGAGUAUGUGGAUCUUUAUUUGAUGCACUGGCCAGUAGCGUGGAAACGCGGAGAAAAUCUCUUUCCGAAGCAGGGUGGUAACUUUGUCAUGGAAGAUAUUGAUAUUGUUGACACAUACAAGGCAAUGGAGCAACUGCUAAAUACUGGCAAGGCCAAAGCAAUCGGUGUCUCCAACUUCUCGAAAGCGGAGAUGGAACGAUUGGUUAAAGAGGCUUCUGUUGUUCCUGCUGUUCAUCAGAUGGAGUGUCACCCCUGGUUACAGCAACUUGAAUUCACUGCCUGGCACAGGGAAAAGGGAAUCCAUGUUACCCACUAUUCGCCAUUCGGCAACCAAAAUGCAGCCUACAGCGAGAAAGGUGGCAUUGGAAAGCUGCUCGAAGAGCCAGUGUUGGCUGAAAUUGGCGAUCAAUACGAUAAAAGUGCUCCACAGGUGGCUCUUGCCUGGGGAGUUACUCAAGGGCAUUCUGUCCUCCCGAAAUCUAAAACACCAUCUCGAAUCAAGUCAAACCUAGAAGGAGAUUUUAAAUUGAGUCCGAAGGACAUGGAAAUGAUCCAAACCAUUAAUAAAAAGAUUCGUUUUAACGAUAGUAGCGGGGAAUUUGGAAGAGACUUUUUUAACGACUUGGAAGGAAAAUGA
Molecule: messenger RNA, 927 nt
Organism: Penicillium macrosclerotiorum
Lineage: Eukaryota; Fungi; Ascomycota; Eurotiomycetes; Eurotiales; Aspergillaceae
Product: aldo/keto reductase
Exons: 4
Coding region: 1-927 (308 amino acids)
Cellular component (GO): cytosol
Molecular function (GO): aldose reductase (NADPH) activity
Source: RefSeq, a predicted model, not a curated record